Molecule: messenger RNA, 1011 nt
Organism: Pseudophryne corroboree (corroboree frog)
Lineage: Eukaryota; Metazoa; Chordata; Amphibia; Anura; Myobatrachidae
Gene: TNNI2
Product: troponin I2, fast skeletal type
Exons: 6
Coding region: 121-651 (176 amino acids)
Biological process (GO): skeletal muscle contraction; cardiac muscle contraction
Cellular component (GO): troponin complex
Source: RefSeq, a predicted model, not a curated record
CUGCCCAGGACUCCCCCCAGUACAUUAAUAACCCCCUCAUUACCCAUUACUGGCAGCUCAAUCCCUGUUUCAUUCAGAGGGCUCCGUCCACAAGGGUCAGGUAUCACAUAAAACGCCAAGAUGUCGAAAGUGUCCAAUACACGCAAAAAUCACCUGAAGAGCUUGAUGCUCCAGGUGGCCAAAACUGCUCUAGAGAAAGAAGAAGCAGAUAUCGCCGCUGAGAAGGAAAGCUACCUUGCGGAACACUGUGCUCCCCUAAGUAUGCCACAUUCUCUGCAGGACCUACAGGAAUUGUGCAAGAAACUACAUGCCAAGAUUGAUGUAGUGGAUGAGGAAAGGUACGACAUGGAGGUCAAAGUCCAGAAGAGCAGCAAGGAGCUGGAAGACUUAAACCAGAAAAUCUUUGACCUGAGAGGUAAAUUCAAAAGGCCAGCACUCAGACGUGUGCGUAUGUCUGCUGACGCCAUGCUUCGCGCUUUGCUUGGUUCCAAGCACAAGGUCAACAUGGAGCUCCGUGCCAACCUCAAGCAAGUCAAGAAAGAGGACACCGACAAGGAGAAGGAUCUCCGUGAUGUGGGUGACUGGCGUAAGAACAUUGAAGAAAAAUCCGGCAUGGAAGGCAGAAAGAAGAUGUUCGAGUCUGAGGCUUAAGCCCCUUACCACGACCACGGCUAUCUUCAACCCCAAACUGCCAAAAGACACCCGCUUUACCAUGUCACAGUGUUUCCCCUGGCAACUCCCGGGGUUAACCCCUCUGCUGCUCAACUUACACAUGUCUUCAGCAGCCAAGGGGUUAAUGAAGUCUUACCUCCACCCUGUCCUCUCCUCACUUUAAACACAAGAAAAUAAUGUCUUACAGUAUGUUUUGGACUGUUGAGGGGGACUCAAGUUUUGUUGUUUCCCUCUGUAUUGGCCACAGUCUGGUUCUGCAGGUGCUGUGUUAUGUGGACGUGAGAGCAUAACCGUGUAAAUAAAGCUUGUGACGCACUUCUGAUUUGUGAUACCACACUG